CAAGUGUCAGCAGUAGUCGACUAUAGUCCAGCAAGUCGGCGGUGUACCGUUCAAGUUUAGGCGGCAAAUCGCAUUGUGUUCUGUGACGUCUGUGGGAUUAUCUCAAUUCGGGUAUUUCCUAACGAACAACCGUUCGGAACCCAGUGGGUGGCGGUCGUGGCAUGCACAUGCCAACGCUUGUUUGGGGAGGAAAUAUCCGCGGUUCGGGAAUGGUGGAGCAGUGACUUUGACUCCUCCAAAUAUUGCUCUCACCUUCCUUGAGAUUUCCGACACGAUGAACUUCUCGUCUUCUGCACGUUGGCUGGCGGUGCGUCAGUCCCAGACCCUGGGUCACACGACGCGCGCCACUGUUGCUGCGGGCCGGCGAGUGCUGGCGCAUUCCCCAGCAGCUACGGAGUUCACUUCCUUUCAAAGUUUGCACAUCGGCGGCGAUGUUUGUAAACUUCCGUUAGCAGUGGCCCUGGGUGCUGCGCCGUCAGCCCUCGGAUAUGGAUCAGCGAAGCAUAACCAACAGAGGCAAUACGCCACCCUUGGGUCUGGCUGGUCUUUCUCCAAGGUCCAGUACACCAAGUACCGCAUAACCAAGCCAUGGACAACAGACACAACAUUCGACGACAUCAUUCUCUCACAGCCAUCAAAGGAAGAUUUUGCCAAGUUUACCAAGGAGGCUCCUCUCUUCCUCAGAUUCCUGAAACUUGUGACGGAUGUUGAGGGGCGUCAAGAAGCAUUCAUCCAGUUCGCAAAGAGGUGCGAGAAUGGCUUAACGGUGGAGAAAGAUGUCUACGUCACGAAGAAGGAGCUGGUCGACUGCCUGUGGAAGAAUGGCUACACAGACACGGAGAUAAAUGCGUUUGAAAUUGCCUUUCCGGCGGACUAUAAGUUCCAUUACCCAGAAUUAGCUGUUCUUUUCGAUUUGACGGAGGAGGACUGCUACAAAUAUUGCAUACGCCAACGUGCAGCGACGCCCGAAGAGUUGGUGGAGCUCAAGUACACAAAACCAAAGAACCUGGUGUCCUCGUACGGACUCUGCUUCCUGGGUGUCUGGUUUGGGUUGUCUAACACCGUCCUGAGCAACGCCUGGUUCUACUCCAAAACAUUUCCCUUCGGCGCGGUAUUCUACAUGCUGGGGUCUUAUUUUUACCGGGAUAUUCGUGAGAAGCUCUGGAAAGAGGAGAAGUCCCUUAUUCACACCGCGCAAGAGAACAAGAAUAUGGGUGAAGAGUCUGUGUACAAGCAGAUGAAGAAAUACGCCACUGACACCAAAUGCUUGGACUACCUCUCGACAUUCCGGACCGAGGUCGAGGACCAAAUAGCAAACUACAAAGUUGCGCUUGUUUCUCAAAUGAGACGUCAGCUGACUGAACGGCUCGUGGAGAAGCUGAAUGGUAUCCAGCAGGCGGAAAAGCUUAUUCAGGGCUCCCUGCAGGACGUGAUGAUUCGCGAGAUCGUUUCUUCCUUCAAGGAUUUAUACAAGAGUCGACCUGAGCUUCAUGAUGCCGCAAUGCAGAGUGCUAUUCAAGGGUUGUCAGGAUCCGACGGCGCGAUGGACCCUGUUGGAGCGCACUUCAAGGCGUCUUUGCAGGAAUUGGCGAAAGUGAACUUGUCCACUGCGACUGCCGAUCCGAUGGGAACAGUCGUGCAAAGAGUUGCCGCUGUCUUCCAGAAGCGGGAGAAGGAAUUCUUAGACACAUUCACAGUCAAGGCUACAGAGGCACAGGAGAUAAAGACAAUCGUGGACAAGUGCCACAAGGGUAACACAUUUGACUUCCACGCGUUGUCCGACGAGGAACUGCGCAGACUCGAACAGUUGUAUUCAACGGUCAAUAACAGAGUCGGUUUCGAGACCAUUCACGAAAAUUCUAUCAAGCCCGUCGCCCCGUUGAGUGAGAACUCGAAAGGGUUUGUUGAGUUCGUCAAUACACAGCUGGAGAUCACCAAGGCGAAGCUACGGAAUGCGCGAUUGACCGCUUUUGCACACGCCUUCGUAUAACGUUUCCUCAGCGGGAAGUGUUAAAGAUCUUUCCAUUUGCUGGGCAGUGGCGAUAGUGGUGUCGGUGGCCGAGAAAACCGAAUCCCUUGUGUCCACACUGCAUCUUGUCCCACGCAUCAGCACAUACUAGAUGCGAGGAAUGCUCCGACUUGCAUAUACUCCUCUGGUGGCACUUUCGGUUCGGCACCAAAUUGGGCAUUGCACAACAAAGUGUAAAUGGGGGAGAGGCUGUUGGUAGAGGGUAGACUGCGGCCCACUCACCACUAUGAAAGGGUACAACAGACCGCAGGGAAACGGAUUUGAGAAACAUGAUGUGGAGCCUUUACUGGCUGAUCGAAAGAUGAGGUGUCGUCGGUCGCUGGCGGUGGCGGGGCUUCCUAGUGCAGUGGGUGGUGCUGCUAGGUGAAGGUGUUUGCUUGUCGUGGCAGUGCGUUGUUUUGACCAGUCGGCAGCGCAGAUUAGCCACUUCCGCUCAAUAGCAUUUGUGUGACAC
Toxoplasma gondii ME49 is the source of this 2483-nucleotide messenger RNA. RefSeq lists its product as hypothetical. Lineage: Eukaryota; Apicomplexa; Conoidasida; Eucoccidiorida; Sarcocystidae. The record is from RefSeq and is a predicted model, not a curated record. The transcript is spliced from 10 exons. The coding region runs from base 275 to 1990 and encodes 571 amino acids.